UUAGAAGUGACCCAAUGGGGAGUGGAGUAUUAGAAUGGCGAGCUUGCGUAUGACCAUUAUUACCUCGGAUUGGUGCGUGAGCUCGCUUCUCGCUCGAUUCCCUCCUUCCUUUUCUGCUCGUCGCUCCACUCCUCUCAGACCCUUUUCUCUCUCAACUAGAAGCUUGCCAACCUCGUUGGUCAUGGCUAGUUGUGGAUCCAGCUCUAUGAAGGAAGUGCCCCUGGGUAUAGAUCCAGCAAUGGAGGAAACAUAUGCUUCACAGUCUAAGUUACUCAAAGAGUUCACUAGCAUUGCCAGCAUUGACAAGGCAUGGACUUUCAAGCGUGACAGUGGAGGAAAAGGCUCCCAGGCAAUGUUUUCAAUUAGCCAAACAAAUCUACUGGCCAACAAGAGGAGGAAACAAAUUUUAUCCGCUCAUAUCUCAAAAGAAAGUGACCAUUCUGUAAACUUUCAAUGGGCUCCAUUUCCUAUUGAGAUGAUGGGCGUGUCUACAAUGGUUCCAUCACCUUCAGGUUCAAAGCUUCUUGUAGUUCGAAAUCCUGAAAAUGAGUCUCCCACUCAAUUUGAAAUCUGGGGCCCAUCUCAGUUAGAAAAGGAGUUCAACGUCCCUCAAUCUGUUCAUGGCUCAGUAUAUACUGAUGGAUGGUUUGAGGGAAUUUCUUGGAACUCUGAUGAAACUCUAAUUGCUUAUGUUGCUGAAGAGCCAUCUCCCUCCAAGCCCACAUUUGGUGGUUCAGGCUAUAAGAAAGGAGAUUCUGCAGACAAGGAGUCUGGCAGCUGGAAAGGUCUAGGAGAAUGGGAGGAGCAUUGGGGGGAAACUUAUGCUGGGAAAAGGCAGCCUGCACUUUUUGUCAUCAAUAUUGAGAGUGGCGAGGUGCAUGCUGUUGAAGGAAUUAGCAAAUCCUUGAGUAUAGGACAAGUUAUAUGGGCUCCAUUGGCUGAAGGCUUCUCUCAAUAUUUGGUUUUUGUUGGGUGGUCAUCAGAGACAAGGAAGCUUGGCAUUAAGUAUUGCUACAAUCGGCCCUGUGCCUUGUAUGCAGUCAGGGCUCCAUUUUGUGAAUCAAAAGCCAACGAACUUCAGUCCAACAGCAAUGUAAAUGAAGAUUCAACUGUGGUUAAUCUAACUCAAAGCAUUAGUAGUGCUUUCUUUCCAAGGUUCAGCCCAGAUGGAAAGUUUCUUGUGUUUUUAUCUGCAAAAAGUUCUGUGGAUUCUGGGGCACAUUCUGCAACUGAUUCACUUCACAGAAUUGCUUGGCCAACUGAUGGGAAACCAUGCCCAUCUGCAAACAUUGUUGAUGUGAUUCCUGUUAUGAUGUGUGCUGAGGAUGGUUACUUCCCUGGGCUGUAUUGUUCAAGCAUCCUUAGUAACCCAUGGCUUUCUGAUGGAUGCACUAUGAUUUUGUCUUCUGCCUGGCAUAGCACUCAAGUAAUUCUUUCUGUGGAUGUGUUGAGUGGGAAUGUGUCACAUGUCAGCCCUAAUGACUCAGGAUUUUCAUGGAAUGUUCUUACAUUGGAUGGGGAUAAUAUUGUUGCAGUAUGUAGCAGUCCAAUAGACAUUCCUGAAAUGAAGUAUGGUUGGCUUGCUGAGAAGACAACUGCGAGUGAUUCAUGGAGUUGGCUAGAUGUUUCAAAUCCCAUACCCAGAUGCUCUGAGAAGAUUAGAUCCCUGCUCUCAUCUCUUCAAUUCAGCAUAAUGAAGAUUCCAGUCAAGGAUGUUUCUGAUUGCCUCACAAAAGGUUCCCGCAAACCUUUUGAAGCUAUAUUUGUAUCUUCCAACAAGAAGAAUGAUACAUGUGAUCCACUAAUUGUGGUCCUUCAUGGGGGACCGCAUUCUGUCUCAUCGUCAAGCUUUUCAAAGAAUUUGGCAUUUCUCUCUUCACUAGGUUACAGCUUACUAAUCGUAAAUUACAGAGGUUCAUUGGGAUUUGGUGAGGAAGCAUUGCAAUCUCUUCCAGGGAAAAUUGGGUCCCAGGACGUCAAUGAUGUUCUAACAGCAAUAGAUCAUGUCAUUGACAUGGGGCUUUGUGAUCCAUCUAAAAUAGCUGUAGUUGGUGGUUCCCAUGGUGGCUUUCUAACAAGCCACUUGAUUGGUCAGGCACCAGAUAAGUUUGCAGUAGCUGCUGUGAGGAAUCCUGUUUGUAACCUGGCCCUGAUGGUGGGUACAACUGAUAUACCUGAUUGGUGCUUUGUGGAGGCAUAUGGAAGUCAAGGAAAAGAUAGCUUUACUGAAGCACCUUCAGCUGAACAACUGACUCUUCUUCACAGCAAAUCUCCUGUAUCACACAUCCACAAGGUUAAAACACCCACCCUUUUUCUUUUGGGUGCUCAGGAUCUCCGUGUUCCAGUUUCUAAUGGAUUGCACUAUGCAAGGGAAUUAAAAGAAAGGGGAGUUGAGGUCAAAGUGAUAAUAUUCCCCAAUGAUGUUCAUGCGAUUGAACGACCACAGUCAGACUUUGAAAGCUUUCUCAAUAUCGGAGUAUGGUUCAAGAAGUAUUGUGAAUGAGCCAGCUUUUCUCCCAAUGCCCUACUCAGAAGGCAAAUACUUCAAACUACAACACCCACCUUGAAUCAGCUUAAUCAUCUAAAUUUUCUCCUCCAUCUUAUUGAAGUAGUUUGGCUAUGCCCUUUGUAAACCCUCAUUCAAUGAUAAUAACGUUAUCGACUUGAGCCACAGAGGUUUCAUUAAUCAGUGAUUGUUUUGAUGGAAACAGAUGAGAAAAUUACAUGCAACUUGUGUUUAAGUUGAAAGAAAUUUACACUUGAUUCUCAAA
Vitis riparia (riverbank grape) is the source of this 2771-nucleotide messenger RNA. RefSeq names its product acylamino-acid-releasing enzyme. The record is from RefSeq and is a predicted model, not a curated record. The coding region runs from base 35 to 2503 and encodes 822 amino acids. The transcript is spliced from 18 exons. Gene Ontology annotation, biological process: proteolysis. Gene Ontology annotation, molecular function: serine-type endopeptidase activity. Lineage: Eukaryota; Viridiplantae; Streptophyta; Magnoliopsida; Vitales; Vitaceae.